GAAUUGGAAGUACAAAAAAGCCAUCCAUCGAAAAAGUUGAAAAGAAAGUGCCACUUUUACAAAGACAGAGAUCCCACCAGAACCCCCUUUCGCUCUCUGAAUCUGCUGCAAAACCCUUGUGUUCACUCUGAUCUUCUCUAAUUUUGCAUCACAAUCCCUCAAAUUCGACCUAAGAAUGACCAUCAUCAAAGAACCGGCGACACCUCCGCCGACGAUCGGAAAGAUGGGCCCUUACACCGUCUUCGUUACUCCUUCUUCAGAUCCAUCUUCUAUGUCGGUUUCCGAAUCACCGAAGAAAUAUACCGUGUCUCCUACGCUGAUCCAACGGCCGCCAUUGAAAUCUGCUCCUCUGGUUCAACCUCCGCCGGUUCAGUACCACAACUCCACUUCAUCGAAACUCGGAUUCUUCUGGGAUGCCGUUGCCAAAGUUCAAAAUGUGCAUUCGAGUUUGGAUGAAUAUGUAGCACAUUGGUUUGGGUUGAAUCAAUCAAAAUAUCAGUGGGCUCUCGAUGAUUACUAUGAAAGCAACGGAGUGGAGAAAGUUAAUACACAAGUGAAGAGUACAUCCGCCAAAGCUCAAACCGUGUAACAUAUGCUUAUUCGGCAGGAUGGAGUUGGGUUGAGCAAGAGCGCCUUCAUGAUCUCUUUUGCCAUAACAUGAUUCGGACCAAUCUACAUGAUUUAUGGGACGCUGAUCGUAAACCUUUUGGUGCAGGGCCAGAUAGCGGUUUUUGUAAGGACUAUGAAUCGUGUAAUUAAUCUGUAAUGAUCAUUUUAUUCGCUUGCCAACUGCCAAAAGAUUGGCAUGAAGUGUAGUCAAUUUGUCUGUUGUUGCAUAUGUAUUUCCAUUUCCAGUCAAAAGUCUCUAGUUUGUGAACGGAUUUUGGGGCUAGGACUGUUAUGACUCGGCUGCUUAUUCAUGAAGACAUGGAAUAACUUGCUCA
Cynara cardunculus var. scolymus (artichoke) is the source of this 944-nucleotide messenger RNA. RefSeq lists its product as uncharacterized. Bases 176 to 589 code for a protein of 137 amino acids. Lineage: Eukaryota; Viridiplantae; Streptophyta; Magnoliopsida; Asterales; Asteraceae. The transcript is spliced from 4 exons. The record is from RefSeq and is a predicted model, not a curated record.